AGUUUGACUGUCCUUGCGGGGAGAGAGAGAGAGAGAGAGAAAAAGUAUAGACUUUCACUUCAUUUCCACACAGAACGAGAAAGACAGAGACAGAUAAGUACCAAAAAAGGCAACAACUUCACGAGCUCCACUCUCUCUCUCUCUCUCUGCAUCGUCACUCCUACAAAUCCCCAUCGCCAUCGUCGAAGUGUUUCCCCAAUCAAAACCCUAAUAAAAAUCCUCCAAUCUGUUGGGAAGAACCGGGUAAGUAAAACCUUCACGAGCUUCAUCCCUCUCUCUCUCUCUUUCCCGUCUCUAUCUCCCUCAACCAACCCCAAUCGCGUGAUCCAUCUCUCGCCACGUCACUCCUUUUCGCACCUCCAGCUCGAUCUCACAGCUCGAUGUCGAUCCGAGCUCUAUUUCUAGCCUCGUAAUGUGAUUUUUUUUCGACUUCGUUGAUUCGGAGAGAGAGAUGGAUCGAGCUGCGGUUACGAUGGGUCCGGGCAUGGACAUGCCGAUCAUGCACGACAGCGAUAGGUACGAGCUGGUUCGGGAUAUCGGGUCAGGGAAUUUCGGUGUGGCGAGGUUGAUGAGGGAUAAGCAGACCGAUGAGCUCGUGGCCGUGAAGUAUAUCGAGAGAGGUGAGAAGAUAGAUGAAAAUGUACAAAGGGAAAUUAUUAACCACAGGUCGCUGAGGCAUCCCAACAUUGUUCGAUUCAGAGAGGUCAUAUUGACACCAACCCAUCUGGCUAUUGUAAUGGAAUAUGCUUCUGGAGGAGAGCUCUUUGAGAGGAUAUGCAAUGCAGGACGCUUCAGUGAGGACGAGGCACGCUUCUUCUUCCAACAACUCAUAUCAGGAGUCAGCUACUGCCAUGGGAUGCAAGUGUGCCACCGCGACUUGAAAUUGGAGAACACAUUACUGGAUGGAAGCCCAGCUCCUAGGCUGAAGAUCUGUGAUUUUGGGUAUUCCAAGUCUUCGGUGCUACAUUCGCAACCAAAGUCAACUGUCGGAACCCCAGCCUAUAUAGCUCCAGAAAUUUUACUCAAGAAAGAGUAUGAUGGCAAGACUGCAGAUGUGUGGUCUUGUGGGGUAACCUUGUAUGUCAUGCUGGUUGGUGCAUACCCAUUUGAGGACCCUGAGGAGCCUAAAAAUUUCCGCAAGACGAUACAACGAAUUUUGAGUGUUCAAUACUCUAUUCCGGACUAUGUUCAUAUUUCUCCAGAGUGUUGCCAUCUGAUCUCAAGGAUUUUUGUAGCUGACCCUGCAAAGAGGAUAUCCAUUACUGAAAUCAGAAGCCACGAGUGGUUUCUAAAGAACCUUCCGGCAGACCUGAUGGAUGAUAACACAACGAACAAACAGUUUGAAGAGCCCGAUCAACCUAUGCAGAGUAUUGAUGAAAUCAUGCAGAUUAUUGCCGAGGCCACCAUUCCUGCCGCCGGGACCCAGAGUCUCAACCAGUACCUGACCGGAAGCCUGGACAUUGAUGAUGACAUGGACGAGGACUUGGAUACCGACCCCGACCUUGAUAUCGAUAGCAGCGGAGAAAUAGUCUACGCCAUGUGAUUGUCUACAGAAAUUAUGUAUCUUCAGUCUUGUGUUUUUGGGUGUAAAAGGUAGGAGGUAAGUGUCUUCAGUUGCGUUUGAAGAUCAGAAAAUUCAGUCACUUGCGGUCGCAAUGUACACUUUCCACUUGUAUCUCUUUAAUGUACUACCUUCCAUGCUCAUUGUACAUUUGUACCGUUGUUGUACUAUAUGUAUGCCAUUUCCAACCGGCACUUUCCUAUCUAAUUUGGGUGUAUUUUCCGUUA
Molecule: messenger RNA, 1788 nt
Organism: Rhododendron vialii
Lineage: Eukaryota; Viridiplantae; Streptophyta; Magnoliopsida; Ericales; Ericaceae
Product: serine/threonine-protein kinase SRK2E
Exons: 9
Coding region: 452-1543 (363 amino acids)
Biological process (GO): intracellular signal transduction; protein phosphorylation
Cellular component (GO): nucleus
Molecular function (GO): protein serine/threonine kinase activity; ATP binding
Source: RefSeq, a predicted model, not a curated record